UUGUUUAGCGCUUCGGCAGACAAGACGAUUCGGGCGUGGGACAUUUCGAGUCGACGCUGCGUACAAGUUCUAGAAGAGCACACGCGGCCGGUGUUGUGUUUAGCGGUGUGCGUAAAGCACGACAAAUUAUUUAGUGGUUCGUACGAUUGCACCGUGCGGGUGUGGAACCUGAGCACGUACCGAAGAAUCACCUAUCUUCCCGGCCACACAGACGCCGUGCGGGCGCUUCAAGUGUACAACGAUACGACACUGUACACGGCAUCUUACGAUCACACCAUUCGUGCGUACGACAUAGAGUCGCUCGAGUUGCUCAAGGUUCUUCGAGGUCACAACGGUCCCGUGCGCACGUUGGUGACGGUGAAUGAUUACGUCUUUAGCGGAUCGUACGACAGAACCGUGCGCGUCUGGCCCGCGUACACAGCCGAUUGCGUUCAAGAACUCAAGGGCCACGGUGACAACGUGCGUGUUUUGACGGUGGAUGAUAGACACCUGUACAGCGGAUCUUGGGACAAGACUAUUCGCGUGUGGGAUUUAGAAACUUUCAGCUGCAAGCACAUCAUCAACGGCCACACCGAAGCCGUGCUGGCGCUGUGCGUCAUGGGCGGCCACUUGGUUUCCGGCUCGUACGACACCACCGUGAGGUUAUGGGGCGUGCAACCGGAGACCGAGUUUGAGUGCGUCGGAGUGUUCCAAGGUCAUCACGACGCCGUUCGCGUUUUGACAAGCGCCGGGCGCAACGCGACGACGGUGUUUAGCGGCUCUUACGAUGGCUCGAUAGGAUUCUGGCGAUUA
Messenger RNA from Ostreococcus lucimarinus CCE9901, 792 nucleotides. RefSeq lists its product with no specific name. The transcript is spliced from 2 exons. The annotation marks the transcript as partial. Gene Ontology annotation, molecular function: protein binding. NCBI's taxonomy places the organism in Eukaryota, Viridiplantae, Chlorophyta, Mamiellophyceae, Mamiellales, Bathycoccaceae. The record is from RefSeq and is a predicted model, not a curated record.